Molecule: messenger RNA, 278 nt
Organism: Funneliformis caledonium
Lineage: Eukaryota; Fungi; Glomeromycota; Glomeromycetes; Glomerales; Glomeraceae
Source: the annotation of a GenBank genome assembly
UAAAGUCAAGGUUAUAUACAACUUCUUCAAUAGAUACUGAUAGAGUAACAGAUAUUAAUGGAGAUAAAGAAGUAACAGAUGUUAAUGGAGAUGAAGGAGUAAUGGAUAUUGAUGAAGGUAAAAGAGUAAUGGAUGUUGAUAGAGGUAAAAGAACAAUAGAUAUUAAUAGAAGUGAAAGAAAAACUUGGUCUUCAAAAUCUAUUUCAAAACUAUUAUCAUCAUCACUUGCAGCUUCUUGUUUAAAUAUUGAUUUACAUUAUUAUAGUUUUCUUGGUUAA